GCCGGGCCGCGCCGAUGGCCUCGGGGUGGCCGCGGCGACGGCCCGAGAGCCACGAUGCGGGCGCAGCACUCUGUCCUCCCUCCGCGGCCCGCGUCGUCUCCUCGCCGGCGCGUGGGAGGCGGUGGUCCUGGCGCUGGUGGCGUCGGUGGGUCCCUCGGAAGCGGCCGAUCUCGCCCAGUGGCCGCAGCCGGGUCAGCCGAAGGGUGCCGGCGCCUCCGUGCCCGGCCCCGCCCGCCAGCAAGGGAGCCGGGAAGCCGGUGCUGCUGAGGCCGGCUCGGCCCCCCGCGGGACGGUACCUCUGGGCUGGGGUUUCCCGGGCCGGGCCGGGCCGGGCCGGGCCGGGCGGGUCUGGGAGCAUGCACAGAGCUGCCCAGGCCACCCUUCCCUGUCCCCUCCUCCCGCCACUGUCACAACGCCCGCCAUCCUUCGAAGUGCCCGUACCAGCGACGGCCUGUGCGCGUAGCAGCAGGAGCAUGCCGGUCCUCCCAUCACCAGCCGCCCCCCCCCCCCUCACUGUGUCCCUCCCUGCCUCCCUUGGGCCCUGGGCUGUGACCUACCUGAGGUUCCCCGGCUGUGCAGCUGUGCGGUGUAGCCUGUGGCACUCCUCCCGCUGGGGCCGACUCGGGAUUUUAUUGAGGGGAACGGGAUUGUAGGGUCCCCAGAUCCUUCCCCUGAGACAGUGUGAGGGGGUGGGGUCAUCUGUCUCCUGUCGGAUAAGGGGUCUGCUAGGCUGGAAGGACACGAUCUGCUUCCAGGAGAGGAUCUUCUCUGCUGCUGCUGGCUGGGGCGUCAACGUGAUGAGCAGAACCAAACCUUGAGGGAGGUGUUUCCCAUGCCAGGGGCCCUCCGGAGUCCCAGUGGUCCCCCAACCCUGCUGAGCAGAAAACCCGUUCUGGCACAUUCGCCAACAUUGUCCUUUUCUACCUAAUGACUUUGUCUUCUCCCCGCCACCCACCCCAGUCCUUGUGCAGGUGACGAAGCCCAGACAAGUGGAACAGCGUUUCCUGCUCAGACCACAAAGCAGGGUUGGCCAAGAAACUGAAUGGCAGACACGAGGCAAACCUGCAGUCUGGUUAUCGACCCUCGUAGAAGAAAGAGAAAGGGCCAGGCCAGAGGGGGACAUCCAGCCUCCCUCGUGAAUUAAUCCGGACCCAAUGAACAGGGCGACCCUCUGUCACCCGUCGGGUUGGCAGAGCUGGAACAGGGUGACGGUGCUCAGGGCUGACAGUGGAGGAGGGAGGACGUGGAACCCUUGCCCGUGGUUGGUGGGGCGUACACAGGGGAGCCUUUGGGGAAGGUGGUCCGCCGGCCCGUACAUCAGCAUCUCAGGUGCGCAUGCCGUGACCCUGGCCACCUUCUAAACAGGUCCUCUGCCCGCGAGUGUCCGUUGUGACGUCCUCUGUGGUGGCAGAAAGUACACGGCAGCCUGGGAGUCUCCAUCAGUAAGGGAAGAGUCAGCAGAUGGAGGGACAGCCAGCAACGGGAAGCCACACAGGCAGUGAAGAAGGUGAUAGAUGACGAUGUCCAGGCAUGGAGGAAUGUGCUGGAUGUGCCCCGGCUGGAGAAAUCAUUGCGCGCCCUGCAGAGAUGUCCGGGACGGAGCUUACACCUACCUCUGAAUUAGUUUGCCGCGGUGGUGGGAGCAGACUCCCACAGACUGGGUGGCUUAAAGAGCAGAAAGGAAUGGUCUCCCGUUUCUGGGGGCUGGAAGUUCGAGCUCUAGGCGUCAGCUAUUUUCGCCUCUUCUGAGAGCUGGGAGAGAAUGUGUUCCGUCCCUCCCCUGCAGCUUCUCGUGGUUUCCUGGCCAUCUUUGGCCUCCCCUAGCUGGUAGGAUCGCUGCCUGCCUCUUCACAUGCCUGUCCCUGAACUUCACCCUUUUAUAAGGACACCAGUCAUACUGGGUGAGGGUCUGCCGAGCUGAGCUCAUUUGAACUCAAAGGGUCUGUAAAGACCUUUUCUUUAUAUGGAAGGUUACGUUCUGAGGGACUGGGGAUUGAGGCUUCCAACGUGCGAAUUUGGCGGGGACGUGAUGAGCAACCCAUAAGGACGUAUAAAGGCCCUGAGGGAGGGAUGCACUGGGCCUGCUCCAGGGAUGGAAGGAAGGCCUUUGUGGCUGCAGGGUGCCGUCUCCACCCUCCUGCGCGAGCUCACCAGAGACUCCGUCCGAUGGACAGGUCGUCUUGAGCACCGGCCCCUUCCUUUGGGCCCGUCAGCUGACCGUGUAGUGGUAGAAGGAAGGAGCCAAGGCUCUCUGCUCCCCCACCAGGCCAGGGACUGGGAAGACGGCGCGUGGAGGAAGCUGCUGGCCGAGAGGCUUGGGAUGAGCCCCGCUCAGAUUCAGGCCUUGCUUCGGGAAGGGGAGAAGUAUGGCCGCGGUGUGAUAGCAGGGCUUAUUGACGUUGGGGAAACUUUGCUGUGCCCAGAAGACUUAGCUUCUGAGGAGGUCGUGGAACUGGAAAAUCAAGCUGUCCUGAGCAGCCUGAAGCAGAAGUACCUCACCGUGCUUUCGAACCCCAGGUGGUUGCUGGAGCCCAUCCCCAGGAAAGGCGGGAAGGACAUCUUCCAGCAGCCCUGGCCUGUCUCGCUGAAAGCGGGAGUUGCGGUAGAGCUGAAAUGAGAUUCAUCAUUUUAGACAUUCUGGAAGGAAAGAGCCGUGUCCCCUGCUGCCCCCGCCGUCGCCACCACCACGGCCACCACUGUCCCUACUGCCAUCACUGCCCCCACCCCGACCACCGCGAGCAUCGCCGCAACCACCGCCUCCAUCGCUGCCACCACCGUCCCCCACCACUGCCACCACCACUCUCGCCCCCUCUACCCCCACCACCACCACUGUCCCCACCACCCCCACCAUCG
Lutra lutra (Eurasian river otter) is the source of this 2853-nucleotide messenger RNA. RefSeq names its product endothelium and lymphocyte associated ASCH domain 2 (gene EOLA2). The transcript has 7 exons. The record is from RefSeq and is a predicted model, not a curated record. The coding region runs from base 2093 to 2617 and encodes 174 amino acids. Lineage: Eukaryota; Metazoa; Chordata; Mammalia; Carnivora; Mustelidae.